ACCCUCGUCGCCCCCGCCCAUGGAUCCGCCGGUACCUAAUCGCAAGAGGCGCCGCUCACCAGUCCUCGGUAGCCUUAAGAGCCCCUUCGUCUACGUUCCUGGAGAUGGGACCAAGAUCGGCCGCUUCGUUCCGCGCGGGAGCGGCGCUCAAUACUGCUUCCCCGAUCAGCCGCCGCCGCCGCCGCCGCCGCCGCCACCGCCAGGGUGUGAGGAGAAGGAGCUUGUACCGGGACCAUCAGUACCAGCGGCACAAGCGGUGCAACAGAAUGUCUCUUCCUCUAUCCUGAUGCCUGGUAUUACAACAUGUCGUGAAUCGCCCAUCACUGCUGCUUACUUUCCCUCUCCGCAACAUCCAUCCUUGUUCCCUCAGCAGCCACCAUGGCUCUUCCCCUCCCAGCCUAUCUCACCACAUUCUCACUACCCUCAGAGGCCCCUGGGGCGCCGUCUUACCCCAUCUCUAGGGUCACCUUUUCUACGCCGGGUACAGUUCCAGUGGGGGAUUGACUUCUACAUCAGGAUUGACCUUGCGGGAUAUUACCACACAUAUCCUCACGUUGGUGGGAUAUAUCAGAGCCUGCAGGAAGCAGACCGUGGGAUUGAGCGCUAUCUUCAUGGCCGCCGGGAUCCAAAAAUGUUUAAGAUGGAUAAUGUUUCACCAGUGGACAUCGCUGUACGUCAAUGUCUUUACUAUCCUGAUGGCGCAAGGAGGAGGCCCUUGAGAUCAGAACCAGUUGAUGAAAUCCGUGAUAGUAAGCUCCAGUUGGUUCAUGCUUUGGUGGACAAGUAUAACGAGGAUAACAAUCUUUUUGGGGAUCGUGCAUAUGAAAUCAACGCUGUAGGGUGUUACCAAGCAUUUUGUGAGGGUGAUGUCAGCACCUGGUAUCAUCAUAUCAAUUUCACUGCAAAGACAAAAGGAGCGGUUUAUAGCGACGUCUUCUUCGCUGAAGUCAUAUUUAUGCUAGGAGAUUCUGAAGAAUUGCCGGUCAGCUGUUUAUACAUGGUUAAACCUACUGAUAAUGGUAACUGCUUUGGUUGUAUGAAUCAUGGAAACUUUGAUAUGAAGCACCCCAACGAUGUUGGUUAUGUUGGUGGUCACGUGCUGAACACAUUCAUGCCAUUCAACGGACCUAAGCUAUGCUUUGACGACGAAGACCUGGAGGCAGAGGAGGCUAGGCUGAGAAGCAGUUUACAGUGCCUUGAUAGUCCACAAUUUAACCCUCCAUGCGGUGGACCCCCAGAAUUCUUGGGCAGUGGGAUUCCCGGGCUGUAUCUCUAGGCAAACAAAAUAUCGAAGAGGCUAAAGAGGGUGGAGGCAGGGAUGAGGACUUUGUUCUUAACAUUAAUGCCGUUUGUACUUAGUUGUACUACUGCAGUUUAUUUAACUUUGUAAGGUAUUUUAUGACAAUGUGACACAGACAUAGGCUGAUUGUCUUGGUUAGACUCUGAAUACAUGCUAGGCAUCGAUGUGUUCUCAAUUAUAGAGCAUCUUCUAGAUGGCCCAGUGUCGACCAUGGCUGGGUAUCUGACAUAUUUUAAACACUAUGUAUACUCUUUGAGCCAGACAAUUAUCUUCCAUCAAAGUCUC
This is a messenger RNA of Lolium rigidum, 1585 nucleotides long. RefSeq lists its product as uncharacterized. The coding region runs from base 20 to 1276 and encodes 418 amino acids. NCBI's taxonomy places the organism in Eukaryota, Viridiplantae, Streptophyta, Magnoliopsida, Poales, Poaceae. The transcript is spliced from 7 exons. The record is from RefSeq and is a predicted model, not a curated record.